Molecule: messenger RNA, 745 nt
Organism: Hibiscus syriacus
Lineage: Eukaryota; Viridiplantae; Streptophyta; Magnoliopsida; Malvales; Malvaceae
Exons: 3
Coding region: 191-745 (184 amino acids)
Source: RefSeq, a predicted model, not a curated record
GUCAAGGUUCUAAAGAGUUGGAGAUAUAUAAAAAAAAACUAAAGUGAAAAAGAAAAGAGAAGGAGAGAGAUGGGUUCAUGUGUAUCAGUGCAUAAGAGCUCUCAAGACUCGGCCAUGAAAGUUGGACACUCUUUUGGGUCUAAAACAGACAAUCUCAUCAUCCCACCUUCUCGUGUUAAGGAGAAACCCGAUGCUGCCAAUGGUAGUGAAGAUGAAUCCUUUUUCGAUUCCCGAGCAUACCUGGAUUCGGAUUGUGAUGGAUUUCUUUGGUGUUAACGGUGAUUUCACCCCGUCUCGUGGUAAUACCCUCGUACAUCAUAAUAGCUUCUCGGUGGAGGCACCUAGAAAUUACAAGACCACUGAGGAUGGAUCUCUUGGCUCAGUUUCGGAAACAUCCCCAGGAAAGGAAAAAAAAAAGCUGGUCGAACUAUUCCAUGACAGCAUUAAUGAAGAUCAAGAUGUUAAUGUGCUGAAUACCUCGAUCAACCAGGACACUGGAAACAGAAAGCCCGAAGUCAAACCAACAAUCCAAGACAUAUUACCUCCAAAAUCUGCUGAUGGUACCCCUCACGUCUCUCGAGCCAACUCCAGGUGCAGUAGUCAAAGGACUGAAGAUAACCUUAUGUUUAAGGAGAAGCCUCUUAGCUUCACGCAGAAUUGCCUUCCUAGCUUGGUUUCGUGCGGUAGUUUUAGCGAGAGGAAGGGGAAAAUGAGCCCUGCAAUAGACGCAAAUUAUAAGCCUUAG